Molecule: messenger RNA, 1752 nt
Organism: Triticum urartu
Lineage: Eukaryota; Viridiplantae; Streptophyta; Magnoliopsida; Poales; Poaceae
Source: RefSeq, a predicted model, not a curated record
GCCGGAGCUGCAUGCAUGCAGCAGCGUCUCGCCGGGACCCGGGAGCGCCCUGGACCAGACCAGGCCGCGGCCCAUUUCACGAAAAUGGCCUUACACUUUGGUGACACCACACGGCCCGGCCGGCAGAGCAGACCUUGCGUUCCACUACAAAAAAAAAGGCAGAGCAGACCCUACCUUAACUUCCACACAGCAGCGGCGGCGGCGGCGGCGGUACGAUUAGCUUCCUCGCCGGCGCGAUCGACGCCCACUCCGCCACCAGCCUAUGACAUCUGGUACCCGCCUCUGAGAUCCGGAACGAUGGCGGAGACGCAGCCGCGCUCGCCGCCGCCGUCGUGGUCGGCCAUCCCGCUGGACCUGGCAAGCCUGGUGCUCCGCCUCCUCCCCGCCUAUGCCGACCGCGCCCGCUUCGCCGCCGUGUGCCCGCAGUGGCGCGACGUCGCGCAGCAGUUCCUCCGCCUGCACCCGCCGCUGCCGCUGCUCGCGCUCCCGGACGGCACCUUCUACAGCCUCCCCUACGCCAAGCCCUUCCGCUUCCCGGGAUUCGGCUUCGCCGGGUACCAGGGCGUCUGCGGCAGCUGGCUCGUCUUCCCGCGCGACGACGAGUGCUUCCUGCAUGACCCGUUCGCCAGGGCAACCGUCAGGCUCCCUCCUCUCUCGCGCGUCCGGCUGCGUCCUCCAAACGCAGUCCAGAAAUGGACAAAAUGGGAAGACGGGGAGCGCUCCCCCGACCCUUACACCACAUGGAUGCAUAUAGAGGACAUGGAAGGGAAGCUGCGCAUGAGCAAGAUAAUAUUGUGCUCUCCCAACCUUGUUGCUGCUCUGGUCGGUGUUGGAAGGCCCUGUCACCUUCCAAUAUGCCAUCCAGGAGGCCCCAGUCAGAUUCUAAUGUGCCAGCCGGGGGCCUCGUCGUGGUCAGUACGCGCGUACGACAGGUGUAGGCUUUAUGAAGACAUGGCGUUCUACCAGGGCAAGCUCUACGCCAUUGCCAAUGAUGAGAACCUCUUUGUGGUGAACAUCAGCCAGGACCAAUGCACCGGGGAUCCACAGGUUUCUCGAGUUGGACAGGUCAUCAAGGGUGAUCCCUGGCAGACAGUUGCGUCCGAAGGUGACAAUGCACCCGGCAAGAAGCUCUACCUGGUUGAAUCACGCGGUAAAUUGCUGAUGGUAUGCAGGAAGAUUUGGGUUCCUGAACUUGAAGACGGAGAUUUUUCUUUCGGGAAUGAGUUUGAGGUAUUCGAGGCUGACUUUGAGCAUUCACGGUGGGUGAAGGUGACAACUGUGGGGGAUGACCAGGUGCUGUUUCUUGGGAGAAGGUGCUCCAGGGCUGUCUCUGUGUCUCAGUAUGGGUUGCCGGGUGAUCGCAUCUUUUUCUUGGAUGAUGACGAAGUGAAUCGUGUGAAAUACGGCUAUGAUGAGAACACCUUUUGCAGUGCCUAUAACAUGAGAGACGGCAAGGUCUCUUCCCCUCACCCAAUGAUCUCCUGGAAACGUUGUGAUGAGAUGUGUCUUGCAGCAUGGCUCUUCCCUCAGGACUGAAUCGCUGAAGUGAAGAUGUUAUUGCUAUUCCAGCUGCUUCCAAGUUGGUAUGGUGAUCAGUAGUUACCAGGCCAAUAAAUUGCCUUAGUAUGUAUCCAGUUUGACCACCUUAUUUAUCUGAACUUACAUGGUGGUUACUAUGGUGCAAGUUGUUCACUUAAUUGGUUUACCGUUUCCUGGGAAAGAUCCUAAAGUGCAUGACUGCUUAUGUGUCAA